This is a messenger RNA of Medioppia subpectinata, 1988 nucleotides long. The record is from the annotation of a GenBank genome assembly. Lineage: Eukaryota; Metazoa; Arthropoda; Arachnida; Sarcoptiformes; Oppiidae.
UAUAGAGGCCGUGAUUGUAGGCAUAACCUGUUCCUAUUACCCACCGGUGAAAUUGUCUACUUUAUCGCUGCCGUUGUUGUCUUGUAUAACGUUGAGGACCAGAUCCAAAGACAUUAUUUGGGACACACCGAUGAUAUCAAGUGCCUAACUAUCCAUCCGAACAAGUUGUUAAUAGCAACGGGACAGGUGGCCAGUCUUGACAGACGCGAACGCAGACCACACGUCCGUAUAUGGGAUUCUGUGAGUUUGAAUACAUUGCACAUAAUUGGCCAAAAUGGUGACUUUGACCGCAGCAUUGCGUGUCUGGCCUUCUCUAAACUGGACGGCGGAAACUUGUUGUGUGUUGUGGACGAGUCGGGCGAACAUUGCAUCUCAUUGUGGGACUGGCAGAAGACAGAGAAGGGACACAAAAUUACGGAAACCAAGACCUCCUGUGAUCCGGUGCUGGCCGUAGAGUUUCACCCAAUGGAUCGCUUUUGUCUCACGUCUAUAGGCAAGGGUCACAUCCACUUCUGGGACAUUGAGGGCGGCUCUCUAUCCAAACGGUUGGGCACUUUCGAGAAACAAGAAAAGCCUAAAUAUGUGCUUUGUUUGGCUUAUAAUGAUUUGGGAGAGCUAUUGACCGGAGAUUCCAAUGGAAACAUAAUGGUGUGGCAGAGAAGUGCUAACCGACCUCUCAGGACAGUAUUUAAUGCACACGACGGCGGAGUCUUCACUAUAUGUGUACUCAAAGACGGAACUGUUGUCACCGGCGGUGGAAAAGACAAACGUAUUGUUGAAUGGGAUGUCAGUCUUAACAGAACGGGAAGAGAAGCUAAGCUUCCGGACCAAUUCGGUGGAGUGCGGACUCUCACUACUGGCAAGGGAUCCAUGUUAAUGGUUGGCACCACUAAGAAUUGCAUACUUCAGGGCACACUUACCCUCAAUUUUUCAUUAGUAGUUCAGGGACACACUGAAGACUUAUGGGCAUUGGCUAUACAUCCGACACAAAACCAAUUUAUAACCGCCGGUUAUGACAGAAGUGUUCACUUAUGGGACACAUUAUCCCAUUCGGCCGUUUGGAGCAAAGAUUUGGGCGAAUCGGUGCACUCGUGUGCCUUCUCUCCCGACGGUUCGGUCGUUGUUUUCACGACAACCAGCAGUCGAUGGAUAGUAAUCGAUGCGACGACUCGUCAACUGAUUUCCAUGCAUUCCGAUGGAAACGAACAAAUAGAAUGCGUUAAGUUCUCACCCGACGGACGCUUCUUAGCUCUCGGUUCUCGCGAUAAUCAUAUUUAUGUCUAUCAAGUGAGCGAAGAGUACCGCAAAUACAACCGCAUCGGCCGCUGUUCCGGUCACUCGAGUUUCAUUACGAGUUUGGACUUUACCACUGAUGGCACUUAUCUGCAGAGCUGUUCCGGUGAUUACGAGCACCUCUUCUGGAACGCAACUAUUUGUCGGCAACUGAACAAUAUGUCGAUCGCUCGCGACCUCGAGUGGGAAUCGCAUAACUGUUCGCUCGGCUAUAAUAUGUUAGGCAUUUGGCCCGAAAACGGCGACGGAAGUGAUGUCAAUACAUGCGAUCGUUCGCAUUCUGGACGCCUUUUGGCCACUGGCGACGAUUUCGGCAAAGUUAAUAUCUAUAGCUAUCCCGCGUCUCAACCAAAAUGUUUGAAUCACUCGUAUUCAGGACACAGCAGUCACGUGACAGCCGUCCGUUUUAUGGCCGACGACUCGCGCAUUAUAUCUAUCGGCGGCAGAGACUCGACAAUAAUGCAAUGGACAGUGUCUUAAGUGUGUCCCAAAAGCAGCCACUAUUCACUUUAUAUUAUAUAAAACAUUGUUAUAUUGAUUUGUGUUAUUCUUUUGUCUUUUUUAUUUGUUUUAAUAUAUUUUCAAUCAAUUAUUUAAUUAAUUCAAUAUUAAUUCACUGCUAUUUUUAAGCCGCACUUAUAACUAGAAAAAUCAUUACUUUCCUGUCUUUCUUUCUCAUUAAUAUCAGAUAAUAU